AUGACUUCUAGAUCCUCAACCCCCGAUCAGUCCAUGGGUUCGAUGACGGUGACUUCAUCAGAUUCCCGCGUGACAUCGUCCGAAUCUAGUCGCGAGGAACGAUGCGACGACCUUUUCGAGACUUUGAGACGAGAAAUGGUAUUCUCAUUAUUUAUCGCUAUUUUCAAGGAAAAGAAGUUGUCAAAAUUUCAGCAUGCAAUGCGAGCUCGCGACGCGGCUAUACUGGCGGAUUUGCAUCGCGUCGAAUCGCAAAUUCAAAGUGUCAAAAUGGCUCGUCUUGGGCUCUACGACGCCACUCCACAACCGGUGCCAAGUCUUCCGAUCUAA
Molecule: messenger RNA, 327 nt
Organism: Cylicostephanus goldi
Lineage: Eukaryota; Metazoa; Nematoda; Chromadorea; Rhabditida; Strongylidae
Source: the annotation of a GenBank genome assembly